AUGCGUCUCUCCCUAGCUUUAGGGCUAUUAUCAGCCCUAUCGGCUGUCCAGGCUUCUACUCAUAGGCCGAACCACCAAUAUCAUGACAGCCAGAGACGAUCAACAAACCAAACGGCGGCUGAGGGAGCCACCUCUGAAUAUGACUAUGUUGUCGUUGGAUCAGGCCCAGGUGGCGGUCCUCUUGCAGCAAGAUUAGCCAUUGCCGGAUUCAAGGUCCUUCUUCUGGAUGCAGGGGAUGAUCAAGGAAACGCCACCAGACAAAUGGUGCCUGCUUUGCAGCUCCAGUCAACAGAAUAUGAGCCGAUGAGGUGGGACUACUUUGUCAAUCACUAUUCGAAUUUGACACGCCAGGAGGAAGACUCCAAAAUGACUUAUAGAACUCCUUCCGGGGAUCUUCAUGUCGGUCCUAACCCGCCGACGGGAUCAGACCCCUUGGGAAUCUUGUACCCUCGAGCUGGCACUCUGGGUGGCUGCGCAGCUCAUAAUGCGAUGAUAACAAUUUAUCCGUAUGAAAAUGACUGGGAGCAACUGGCAAGUCUCACUGGCAACGAUUCUUGGUCUGCAUCAAAUAUGCGACAAUACUUCACAAGACUCGAGCGUAACCGAUAUCUCCCGAGCAGUCUGGUGGGACACGGAUUUGACGGGUGGCUCACAACAAGUCUUACUGACUUGCGACUUGUGAUCGAAGAUCAGAAACUUCUUUCUCUCAUUCUCGCUGGCGCGACUGCUGCGGGUCAGUCCUUGCUGGGCAAGCUGAUCACCACGGUUACUGGUCUUGCCGGUGUUCUGCUUCGCGACCUGAACAAUCCCUCCCCAACCCGUGACUAUGACACAGGCCCUUAUCAAGUCCCUCUGGCUGUUGACGUUCCCGAGUACAAGCGAACAGGUCCACGGGAGUUCUUGAUGAAAACCGUCAAUGCUGUGAAUGAUGAUGGCUCUCGCAAAUAUCAUCUUGACAUUCAACUAAAUACACUGGUUACCAAUGUCCGAUUUAACACCGAUGGGGCCAAGCCGCGAGCGGUUGGGGUCGAUUAUCUUCUUGGACAAAGUCUUUACCGUGCAGACCCUCGUGCCUCUCCGACUGGUUCCAACGGCAAGCCAGGGAGCGUCAGUGCCAAACGCGAAGUCAUUCUCUCCGCUGGCUCUUUCAAUACCCCACAGUUGUUGAAGCUUAGUGGUAUUGGUCCACGGGCAGAAUUAUCUAAAUUCGGUAUCUCAACACUUGUGGACCUUCCCGGCGUUGGCUCCAACAUGCAGGACAGGUACGAGACUGGCGUCGUUGGAAAGUCGCCCACCGAUUUCGUUCUCACUUCCAAGUGCACGUUCAUGUAUACCAUGCCGGAUCCUUGUCUGGAACAGUGGGAGAACGACCCUCUAUUCAAAGGAACAUAUACCACCAACGGCAUUGCCAUUGCUAUCAUCCGCAAAUCUUCCGUUGCCGACGAUGAACCUGAUCUUUUCGUCUCGGGAGCUCCCGUGAACUUCCCGGGUUAUUAUCCGAACUACUCUUACGAGGGUCUCAAAGACGCUCAGCAUUGGACCUGGAUUACACUGAAGGCUCGCAGCCGCAAUAAUGCUGGUACAGUCGAAUUAAGGUCGACUGAUCCUCGUGACAUGCCUAUCAUUAAUUUCAAUUCAUUCGAUACGGGCGUGACCGCUAAUGACGCCGAUGAAAAGGAUGUCCAGGCAGUCUAUGAAGCCAUGGAGUUUUCCCGCACAAUCUUCGAUGACUUGAUUCCUCUCGACGGCGGAUUUGAUGAAGUCUGGCCCGGCCCUAAUGUCACUUCCGAGGCUGAUAUGAAGGACUUUAUCCGGCGAGAGGCCUGGGGGCAUCAUGCCUGCUGCACUGCUGCGAUUGGGGAAGAUGGAGACCCCCAGGCUGUGCUUGAUGCCGAUUUCCGUGUUCGAGGAGUUGAUGGCCUGCGCGUUGUCGAUGCCUCUGUCUUCCCCAAAAUUCCGGGUUAUUAUGUUGCUCUCCCAAUUUACAUGAUCAGUGAAAAGGCAGCCGAGGUGAUCAUCGCCGAUGCUGCAUAA
This is a messenger RNA of Penicillium waksmanii, 2034 nucleotides long. RefSeq names its product GMC family oxidoreductase. Gene Ontology annotation, molecular function: flavin adenine dinucleotide binding; oxidoreductase activity, acting on CH-OH group of donors. Bases 1 to 2034 code for a protein of 677 amino acids. NCBI's taxonomy places the organism in Eukaryota, Fungi, Ascomycota, Eurotiomycetes, Eurotiales, Aspergillaceae. The record is from RefSeq and is a predicted model, not a curated record. The transcript has 3 exons.